Messenger RNA from Amaranthus tricolor (Joseph's coat), 969 nucleotides. RefSeq lists its product as uncharacterized. NCBI's taxonomy places the organism in Eukaryota, Viridiplantae, Streptophyta, Magnoliopsida, Caryophyllales, Amaranthaceae. The transcript is spliced from 2 exons. The record is from RefSeq and is a predicted model, not a curated record. The coding region runs from base 296 to 682 and encodes 128 amino acids.
CAUUGAAUCUGCCUCUCCAUUCCAAUCAGCUCCCGGCUAUCGGUAGACCCCCAAGCACUCCCUAGUCUCCUCACUUCUCCCGUUCUCCUUCCCCAUUCUUCAUCUCCCAUAUCUCUCUUUUCUCUUCUAAUAAUCUCCUGCAACCUUCUUCAUACUUCAUCCCCGAGGCACUGCAAAGUCUACAACCUCGUGCCGGCCACCGCACAACUCACAACCGCACAAACACAUUCCGUUAAACAGAAUCUGAUAUGUUUUGGGAACUCAUUUGAAUUGUGGGUUGUGAUCAUCAGAAGUGAUGGCAAGCAAGGCUGUGAAAACUAUGGCAAAAGCAGUAACUGAAUACCAAUAUCCCUGGCAGGAGAAGCUAGUGAAGUACAAAGAUGAGCUUACCAAUGGCGUUUGGGGUUACUGGGAGCUUGGGGCGUGGAAGCCUCUUGGUAUUAGUGCUCGUCGCCGUGCUAGACUUCGCAAAGAAGUAUUAAUGGCAGGACAAGACUGGCCGUAUGAUCCCGAAAGGAAAGAGAUGAGAACUAAGAGGAAAGGGCACAAGUGUGAUAGAAUUUCAGCCGAGAAACGGGCUCAAACCGCUGAAUUGAUGAAGAAGAUGCCACAAAUGUUGCUGGAUUACAAGAAACGUAGAUGGGAGAAAAAGAUGAAGGCAGAGGAUGAUGCCAACAAGUAAAUUAGUUGAUCCUCUGAAGAUUUCAAUACUUUCAAUUGUUAAGCUUCAUCUUCUGUAGUGAGAAGUAGAAUGUCAUGUUUCUCUUGUUUCAGGACUUACGAAUGGUGGUAGAAUGUAAUAUUUUCGAUCAUCAAACUUGAAUCUUGAUGUUCCAACUAUGUUUAUAGCUUCAUCGAAACAGUGUAUUACGUAAGAUUAGCAACUUAUUUUUCGAUUUUUAAAAAGAAAAGCAAAUAUUGAUACAUUGCUACUUUCCAUCAAACCAAGUUGUUUUCUGAUGGGUUCAC